GCCGAGCAGCCCAUCCUGGAAGUGUUGCCACACUAAAAGUCAUAAAAGAAACAACUCUUGACUUUUAGCCGCCCGACUGACCUAUUUAAAGAUUUUAUUUUUAAGAAAAUACAAACAUGUCUGAGACGGGAUACGGUGACACUUCAGAACGUGAAAGCCUCUCCUGCUCGGCCAGGCAAUAUGGGUCCACAGACAGCAGCGGCGAGCACGACAACCCCGCCGCCAACCACUGCAACAACCAUAGCAACCACGGGUUUCCCGCCGCGACAGCUGGGCACUGGGUCGGCGCCGACCAAGGGGAAGAGGCCAUCCGCAGGAAGUUGAAGUACUUCUUCAUGAGCCCCUGCGAUAAAUACCACGCCAAGGGCCGGAAGCCUUACAAGCUGAUCCUGCAGCUGCUCAAGAUCAUCAUCGUCACCGCUCAGUUGGUACUGUUUGGCCUCAGUAACCAGGUGGUGGUGAUGUUCAAGGAGGAGAACACCAUGACUUUUAAGCACCUAUUCCUCAAAGACUUCGAUGACUCCUCCGACAGCGAUUUGUCCGUGUACACACAACAAGAUGUUUACGAACACAUCUUCUAUUCCGUCGAGCAGUAUCUGGCGCUACCGGAGACCACGGUGGGCCGCUAUGCGUACGUCUACGGCAUUGGCGUGAACGGCAGCGCGCUGUCACUUUGCCAGCAGUACUACAAGAGGGGCCGUAUCGACCCGGCCAACGACACCUUCAAUAUCGACCCGCAAGUCAUCACAGCCUGUGUCGGAGUGAACCCUCAGACGGCCCCCCCCUCCUCGCUGGCCGACUCCUACAAGAACUUUACACUCAAGUUCCACAAGUUCAUCAAUGUGACCAUAGAGUUCCAGCUGAAGGCCAUCAAUCUGCAGACCAUCAUCAACAAUGAGAUCCCCGACUGCUACACAUUUAACAUAAAGAUCGUGCUGGACAACAAGGCUCACAGCGGCAAAGUGAAGAUACGACUAGAGAACGAGGUCUCCAUCAAGGAGUGCAAAGACACCAGCGUCUCUGGACAGGCUGAGAAUUACACUCGCUUGGCGUUCGAUGUGGCCGUGGCUCUGGUGUGCACGCUGUCCUUACUGCUGUGCGGACGCUCCAUCCUGCGAGGCGUCAUAUUGCAGCAGGAGUUUGUGCAGUUCUUUAAGGACGAUUUGGAUCGCAAAGUGUGCUGGGCUGACCGCAUGGAGUUCAUCAACGGGUGGUACAUCCUCCUUAUUGUCAGCGACAUCCUCACCAUCACCGGAAGUUUCAUCAAAAUUGGCAUCGAAUCGAAGAACAUGUCCUCCUAUGAUCUAUGUGGCAUCCUGUUAGGGACUUCCACCCUCCUGGUUUGGGUGGGGGUCAUUCGCUACCUCACCUUCUUCCAGAAGUACAACAUCCUGAUUGUGACUCUUCGAGCAGCCUUUCCUAAUGUCAUCCGCUUCUGCUGCUGCGUGGCCGUCAUCUACCUGGGCUACUGCUUCUGUGGUUGGAUCGUCCUGGGACCAUACCAUGUCAAGUUCCGCUCCCUGUCCAUGGUGUCGGAAUGCCUCUUCUCCCUCAUCAACGGUGACGACAUGUUUGUGACCUUCUCGGGAAUGCAGGAGAGCAGCCCGCUGGUGUGGCUGUUCAGCCAGGUGUACCUGUACUCCUUCAUCUCCCUCUUCAUCUACAUGGUGCUGUCGCUCUUCAUCGCCCUCAUUACAGGAGCCUACGAGACCAUUAAGCACCAAACCCAGGAGCCCAUCCACAUCACAGACCUGCACGCCUUCAUAGCAGAGUGCACGGACGCACCAAGUUCUGGAAAGUUCCGGGGCCUGGAGACCUCGCCGUGCUCCUUUUUCUGCUGCUGUGACAGAACAACAACAUAUGAGGACGUCCUGCUGGUGAACUAAGGUUGAACUCCGUAAACCCAGAAUGCGUCUCAAGCGCCGCCCCCUGCUGGCCAAAGGGAUGCACUGCACUGCACUGCUCGCGGUCUGUGCCCCCCCACCCUCCUUUCUCUUUGGAACGAGCUUUGUUAUUCAGCACUUGACUGAAAGUGGAGUCGUCCAUCAACCGCAGCAGCAUUCUGAUGAAGGAAUGUGAGUUUCUUAUUUUGUUCCUGCAGCCCGACGAACUCGCCAGGAAGAACUGAAGAAAGCAGUGAGUUGCUUUUAAGCGCACAUAUUUAUGCCACUGGACCCUUUUUGAUUCAGCUCAGUGUUUUUAUCAUCGCACAGGAUUUAUGUUUAGUUUAUUUAGUUUAUAAAAAAAAAAAAAUAACACGUGAAAUAUGGUGGCCUGACCGUGGCCUCGGUACCUGUGAGGGCUUCUUACAUUUUCAGGCCACAGUCAGCACCCGGACGGACACAAGCUGAACAUCCAUGAUGGUGCGGACUAUUUUGCAUUUGUUUUGGAUUUCAAGUCAAGGACUUGUGGUCAUCUUGGGGCAAUCUGGACUGUUUGGUCAGAUUGAAUGCCCUGAGAUGACAAAGACCUGGAUGAAUGAAAACCUUCAUAGACACUAGUGGUCACUAUUGGUCAUUAGGACUUUUUAGUCACUUUAAUUUAGUUCUGUUUUUUUUUAGGUUAUAGCUUAAAAAAAAUAUUGAGCAGAGUAAACAUCUUUAGGUUCACCACAAAUAGGUCAACUAACAAAAUGUGAGCAUGCUCUGAUAUGUUUUUAGUAGAGAUGUCCGAUAAUAUCGGACUGCCGAUAUUAUCGGCCGAUAAAUGCUUUAAAAUGUGAUAUCGGAAAUGAUCGGUAUCGGUUUCAAAAAGUAAAAUAUAUGACUUUUUAAAAUGCCGCUGUGUACACGGACGUAGGGAGAAGUACAGAGCGCCAAUAAACCUUAAAGGCACUGCCUUUGCGUGCCGGCCCAAUCACAUAAUAUCUACGGCUUUUCACACACACAAGUGAAUGGUCAACAGCCAUACAGGUCACACUGAGGGUGACCGUAUAAACAACUUUAACACUGGUACAAAUAUGCGCCACACUGUGAACCCACACCAAACAAGAAUGACAAACACAUUUCGGGAGAACAUCCGCACCGCAACACAACAUAAACACAACAGAACAAAUACCCAGAACCCCUUGCAGCACUAACUCUUCCGGGACGCUACAAUAUACUCGCUACUCCCUAAACCCCCCCCCCCCACCACCACCACCACCACCCCACCCACCUCAACCCCGCCCACCUCAACCUCAUGCUCUCUCAGGGAGAGCAUGUCCCAAAUUCCAAGCUGCUGUUUUGAGGCAUGUUAAAAAAAAUAAUGCACUUUGUGACUUCAAUAAUAAAUAUGGCAGUGCCAUGUUGGCAUUUUUUUCCAUAACUUGAGUUGAUUUAUUUUGGAAAACCUUGUUACAUUGUUUAAUGCAUCCAGCGGUGCAUCACAACAAAAUUAAGCAUAAUAAUGUGUUAAUUCCACGACUGUAUAUAUCGGUAUCGGUUGAUAUCGUAAUCGGUAAUUAAGAGUUGGACAAUAUCGGAUAUCGGCAAAAAAGCCAUUAUCGGACAUCUCUAGUUUUUAGUAUUCUUUUUUUUAUUUUUGUGCUCAUUUUAGGUUUUAUAUAAUUUUAGUUUUUAAAUUGCAUGAAACGCACAAUUGUAUUUUCUUCUCAUUUUCGAAGAACAUUUUUAAUUUUUUUUAUUUGUAUUUUACAAGACAGGAAUGACUUUUUAAUGUCUGUAGAAGGCAAAACUGGUGUGAAAUGUACCCUUAAUAUGAUAUACGAGUGUGUGUGUGUAUAGAAUUAUUGUAUGUGCCCUACACAAAGUGUAAAUAUGUGUUUACAAAUAUCCUGCACUUGAUCAGUACUUGACAAAAUGUAAAAAAAAAGACAUUUUAAAUAUUUGUACACAAUCAGCUCUAUUUAAAUGUCCUGCAUGCUUUGAAAGCAUAUUACGCAAAGUUCAUGUUCCAUAGGAAUAUGAACAAGAAUAUGUGGUAAUAAACAGCACAUUAGAUAAUUUUUUAUAUCAACAAGGAUUCUAACUUGUUUCUAUAAAAAAAAAAAAAGAAGAAUAACUUGCAGGUUCAAUUUAAAAACGAAAAUUGUUUUUUGCAAAUUCAGUUUAAUUUCAGUGUUUAUUUACUUUUGGCUAUUUUUCUUUUCUUUUUUCCCCUCAAAUUAACCCAUGUGCCUGCAUGUACUGUAGCGUCACAGUUCAUCGUGUAAAAUAUGUUACAUAGUGUUUGUUCUCCACUGUAAUGUCUUUAUUACCCAUCCAUUUUCUAUACCGCUUACCUAGGGUCUCAAGUAAGCUGGAGCCUAUACCAGCUGAGUUAGGUCGAGAGGCGGUGCCUUUAUUAUAAUCGGUCCCAAAUAUUACUUUUUCAACCAGGGAAACCAAAAAAAAGAAAAAAAACACAUAAAGAUGUUUUUUUUAUUUUUUAUUACAUUGACUAACAGUAAUUUAAUCCAUCAUUUGAAUCACAAAAACACAAAUGCUAAUUAGACUGAUAAAUAAAUUCCUAAAACAGUAAAACUAAAUUGCAUUAACUACUUUGGUUGAGGCAAAUUUUAUCGCAGGAUGUUUUCUAAAUGAACUGAAAUGUUUGCUCAUUUCCAGCAAAAUGCUCUCAAAUCCUGGUAAUUCACAUCCAUUACUGUUGAAAAUGUUAUAGAAAGCUCCAUUUGCUACCUUUUACAACGAUGUAGAAUGUUAUUUGCAAUCCACAAUCAUGCCCUCACAGAUAUGUUUUAAUAUUGUGAACAUUUUGUAUAAAAAUAAAACAUUAAUUUAUAUAUA
Molecule: messenger RNA, 4727 nt
Organism: Entelurus aequoreus (snake pipefish)
Lineage: Eukaryota; Metazoa; Chordata; Actinopteri; Syngnathiformes; Syngnathidae
Gene: mcoln1a
Product: mucolipin TRP cation channel 1a
Exons: 14
Coding region: 117-1886 (589 amino acids)
Cellular component (GO): plasma membrane; lysosomal membrane
Molecular function (GO): NAADP-sensitive calcium-release channel activity
Source: RefSeq, a predicted model, not a curated record